AUGAAGACUGGCAUUGUGACACUGGGGAGAGUACUUGAUGCUGAUACAGUCAACUUCUAUUCCCUGACCAUCAUUGUUGAGGAUCAUGGACUACCCUCACUGACUUCAACUGGAACUCUCAUCAUUAACGUGGAAGAUGUGAAUGACCAUCAUCCGAGAUUCAGCUCAGACAUUGGCUACAAAUCUUCCCUUCUGGAGCAUACGUCAUCAGCAAAUGCAUCAGAGACACUAACCCUUAAGCUGGUGCCAGCGUUGGCCGUGUUUGAUGAUGACAUCACAAGCAAUGCCAGUGAUAUCCGCUUCAGGCUAGAUGGUAAUGAGUCAGGAAAAUUCUCUGUCGAUGAAGUGUCAGGAGAAAUAACUGUGGCAGCUAAAACAACCUUCGAUUCUGACACAAAGAACAAAUAUUUGCUGAAGUUGAUUGCGGAAGAUGAGUAUGGUUUAGGACUUUCCUCGGCCACCAUAGUAGAAGUGUUUAUCGAGGACAUCAAUGACAACGCUCCAGUCUUCAAUGAGAUGUAUGUCUUUAACGUCACGUCAUCAGCUGUGAUUGGAUCACAGGUUGGAAGAGUGAUGGCCACCGAUGCAGACUCUUCACCUCAGAAUAGUGCCAUUCUGUACUUCAUCGAAAGUGGUGGAUAUGGAAAAUUCAGAGUAGAUUCACAGACAGGUUUGAUACGGGUGUCAAGCAGUCUUGUACAGGAACCAUUUAAAGAUGCCUAUGAGCUGAACAUCACAGCUGUUGAUUUGGGAAACCCACCUUUAUCAUCCCAGACAACUGUUCAAAUUGUGGUAGAUACAUCUGAUAACAAACCAGCAGUAAUUGCUCCAUCUCAAAACUUCCACCUCCCUGAAAAUGCAAGCAUUGGAGAUGUUGUUGGUCUGAUAUCUCUUGGAAAUGUUACAUCAGAUGACUUGGAAUUCAGGCUGGCUAUGUCAAAUAUUCCCUUCAAAAUGAAUGCAACAAGUGGAGAAAUACUGCUAACAUCCUCAGUGGAUCGCGAACAGACAGACGAGGUUUCAUUCACAGUUGACAUUGUCAAUCAUGGUGUCCCCACCUUCACAGUCACCACAGAGGUCAAGGUGACCAUUGAUGACGUCAAUGAUAACUGGCCACAGUUUUCAGCUCCUGGAGGAUACAGAGGGGUGAUUGUGGAGUAUACAGAUACCAUGAUGACAGAUGGUUUGGUGUCACUGAAUCAACUGAUCCAUGUGACAGAUAAGGAUGUAACUGAAGUGAACCGCAAUGUGAGCAUCUCCCUGUCUGGAGUGGGAGCUGACCUGUUUGUCUUGGAUGAAGCCAAUGGAGAGAUCCGGGUGAAACAGCCACACCUGCUGGACUUUGAGCAGACAACCGUCUAUAAUCUACAGCUCACAGCCACUGAUUGUGGUGGAGGAGGAUUGAGCACCUCGACAAAUCUGACAAUAGAAGUAGAAGACGUCAAUGACAAUGGACCACAGUUCGAGCAGAAUUACACAUUUUCUAUCUCCCCGUCCGUACAGAUGGGUUCGUCAGUUGGAAACAUAACGGCGGUCGAUCUGGAUUCAUCGGAGCGGAAUAACCAAGUCACUUACAUCUUACUGAGAGGAGGAUUUGGAAAGUUUUUUAUUCACCCAGACACAGGGGAGAUAACCACUACUGAUUCACUGACACACGAACCUCCCAUUGAGAAGUUUUAUUUGGAGGUGGUAGCUCUAGAUAAUGGUUUUCCCAGACAGACAACAUCAACUGUUGUUGAGGUGAACGUAGCUGUCAAUCACAAGCCAACGAUGCCUCUAAAGCAGGAAUUCAAUGUUGAUGAAAAUGUUGUGAACGGCACUGAGGUCGGCAUCGUUAUGGCCAACGACACAGACAUUGUAUCAGGUGGCUGGCAAAAUCUGACAUUCUACAUGGAGGAUAAUACAGUGCCUUUCACCAUUGACGAGGAAACGGGACUCAUUCAGAUAGCUGGUGACAUUGACAGAGAGGUGGAAGACAGGUUCUUCUUCAGCGUGUUUGUCGUGGACAGUGGCACACCUCGGUACACUGCGACAUCGGCAGUUGUUGUGUAUGUCAAUGACGUGAAUGACAAUGCCCCAGUUCUCUCUGGAGGAGACCUCUAUCUGGGAACGGUCAAGGAAGAUGAUGUUUGGGCUAACGGCAGUCAAAUAGUUCAGAUGGGACUGAAUAUCACAGCAAUUGACCUUGAUGCGACCUCUGAGAACCAGCAAGUUGUGUUGCUGCUGGAUGGGCCGGGAAGUGAGAUGUUUUACCUGAACAAUGAGACUGGUACUGUACAUCUGACCAAACCAGGAUCAGUGGACCGAGAGUUAAACGAGACAUUUUAUUUAAGGAUUCUUGCUAUUGACAAAGGGGGUAAAGGGUUAACAUCAAGUGCCACAUUAAAAAUAGAUGUUGAAGAUGUGAAUGACAACUUCCCCAAGUUUGUCCAAUCGGAGUUCAAAUGUACACUGUCAUCAUUGGUGGGGCCUGGUGAUGUUGUAGGAAGAGUUACUGCCCAUGAUGAUGAUGCCACAGAACCAAAUAACCAGUUGCUCUAUUUACUGACCAAUGACACACUAGGAAAGUUCAGAGUCGACAUUAAUACAGGAGAUCUGAUUGUCCUGGAAAGUUUUUUCUCCAGACCUAGACGAGAUGAGUACAGCCUGACUGUGGAAGCCAGAGAUAUGGGAUUUCCAUCACGGACGUCUUACACCAAGGUGACAGUGAGCGCUCCAGAUCUCCAGUACAACGAUUACCCACCCGACAUCAGAAUUACGUCCUUCGUGAUCAAGGAGGAGUUACCCAUAGGAACAAUAAUAGGAAAUCUUGAUGUUGUGGACAAGGACGUGGAAAACACCACUGAGAAUAUUGUCGACUUGGAACUGAUAACAAAUGACAUUGAUCCUGUACCAUUUGAAGUACAGCCAACUGGAUCCAUUGUCACUACUGGUAAAAUUGACAGGGACUCGAAAACUACUGGAAAACGAUAUUUCAACUUCAAAGUCUGUGCUACUGAUAAAGGGACUCCACCAUUCAAUGUAACUCGAGACAUCAGUGUUAUAAUCGAAGAUGUGAAUGACAAUCCACCGACAUUUACUAUGAGGAAAUAUGAACAUAUGAUAUCAGAUAGUUUUCCCACAAGAACAGUUAUAGCAACUCCAUUUGCUUUUGACAGUGUAGAUGAAACCGAUUCGGUCUAUGAAUAUUCAAUAGCGGGUGGCAAAGCAGGAGUGAUUCACAUUGAUAAGUCCACAGGUGUUGUCAUAACAACCGACAAAGCAAAAACACUGAAGCCAGAUACCUUGACAUACACUGUAAAGGCUGUUGACAAAGAAAACAACCAACUUUCAGCUGAAGCCAAAUUAAUAAUCAAAGUCAUCAAGUCUGAAUCACCAUGUAAAUGAUAAAUAUGAUGAAAUAUUUUUAAAAUUUAGUUAACUGAGAAAAACUGUUCAGUAUAAAACUUUGUUUAUAAUACUAAUGUAAUAAAAGUAAAUUUUCACCAA
Molecule: messenger RNA, 3489 nt
Organism: Gigantopelta aegis
Lineage: Eukaryota; Metazoa; Mollusca; Gastropoda; Neomphalida; Peltospiridae
Product: protocadherin Fat 4-like
Exons: 13
Coding region: 1-3387 (1128 amino acids)
Biological process (GO): homophilic cell-cell adhesion
Cellular component (GO): plasma membrane; cell-cell junction
Molecular function (GO): calcium ion binding
Source: RefSeq, a predicted model, not a curated record